Vitis riparia (riverbank grape) is the source of this 423-nucleotide messenger RNA. Its product is annotated as S-protein homolog 31-like. The record is from RefSeq and is a predicted model, not a curated record. NCBI's taxonomy places the organism in Eukaryota, Viridiplantae, Streptophyta, Magnoliopsida, Vitales, Vitaceae. The transcript has a single exon. Bases 1 to 423 code for a protein of 140 amino acids.
AUGAAGAGAAUCUCCAGCUUUCUGCUAAUGUUUUUGCUUGCAGCAUUCAUAAUAUUCAUGUCGCUGAAGCAAUCUGAAAACUUCAGUGGCGCCGAGUAUGAUGUUCGUAUAGUGAACGGGUUCACGGACAAUUCAUCGCUGGCUUUGGUGAUUUGGUGCACAUCCGACAACAAGGAUAUAGGUGGGCGUGCCCUUCAGGUGGGAGAUGAUUUCAGCUGGAGUGUGAAAACCAAUUUAUGGGGAGCCACUCCUUUCCACUGCACCAUGAAAUGGGAUGCAACGAGGAAGCAGUUUGAUGCCUUUCAGGUUCAGCGGGACGUUCAACGAUGUGGCCCUCUUAGGACCUGCUUCUGGUUGGUCAGAGAGGAUGGAUUUUAUUUUAGCAAUGACCAAGUCAACUGGAAGAAAGAUUUUUCAUGGUAA